AUGCAGGAGGCAUCCCAGGAAGAAACCUUCGUCCGCGGCAUCGACGCAAAGCGCAAGCCCGCGUUGAGCGCAGACUCUAUCUGCGGCGCCCUCUUCUACCUGUCGGCGAUUGCACAGGUGAUCCUGUGCUUUGUGACCUUUGCUGCGAAGAACGCCGAGAUCGCUGAGUUCGAUUCGGCCGGCUACGUCAGGUGCCCUGAUGGGAUGGUCUGGGCAUCAAAUUGCGGUUCGGCUCCGCUGUAUUCGACCUAUACCGAGUGCAUCAGCAGGGACCUCUGUGAUCAGGUCGCCGUCUGCGUCGGGGAGCGCAGGCUCGGGGAGGCAGCGGGCACGGACGAGGCGCACACCAACAGGGUGGAGCUUUUGGAGGCCGUGGCCGCGACGGAGGGCCCCUACGCCGAGCACGCGCGCCGCCUUUUGGCGGGGGGCGAGGAGGUCCCGAAGAGCCUCUGGGACUUCUUGGAGACGCACUUCUAUGUCCCCACGCUCCUCUUGGGGGGCGUCUUCCUCGCCGCGAGCCUCUGGCUCCUUGCGCUGCAGCAGUUCCCCAGGAGCAUGAUAUGGGGAACAAUCGGCGCCGACAUCGUCUUGCUCCUGGCUGGCUUCGUCUGGUUCAAGCUCGAAGCGGACAUGUGGAACCCGGCGUUGGUUAUCGUUGCCGGCCUCACCGCGAUGGCCGCAUUUUUUCUCAGGGCCAGGAUCGACCAAUGUUCAGUGGUUAUGAAGGCCGCCAUGGACGGGCUGGUCUCCAACAGGAGAGUCUUCUUGGUAUGCGCAAGCGUCACAUGCCUCUGGGCGGCCUUCUUCGCCAUGUGGGUUGCGGCUUUCAUCGGCAUGGUCUUUGUCAAAGAGGUCGUCCAGCUUCCGCCCGACGAGUAUACAUCAUCCUACCUCCCCGGAUGCGAGCUGCAGGAGGUUCCUUGGCUUGCAAGCGGUUGGACGAAGCUCUUCUUCUUCGUGAACCUCUACUGGACCACCUACUUCUUUCGCAACGUGAACCUCAUCGUCGUCAGCAGCACCGUGUCCGGCUGGUACUUCAACAGCGAGGGCUACCAGAGCUUCUGGAUCCAGGCUCUGCGUUGGGGCUUCGUGGACCUUGCAGGAGGCAACGCCAUUGCCUCCGCCACCAUGGGGUGUGCGUCCUACCUCCUCAGCAGGAUCAAAGGCCCCUGGAGCCUGGCUCUCGCCUGCCUGAACCCCGUCGACUGGAUCCUCGUGUGCAUCGCCUUUGCUCUCCAGCAUGUCCUUCACGCCUUCACGAGGUUUGGGCUCAUCUCGCAGGCAUACUCUGGGAGACCUUUCUGUGAUUCCGCGUUUGCUGGCAUGAAGCUUCUGAAGAGGCAACUGGGGACGGCCGUGCUCACCGACUACAUCGGCACGCGCGUUAUGUCAUGGGCUACGUACGUUGUCGCCCUCUGCGUAGCCUGUGCCACCUGGGCCUGGGCGGACCACGUGCAAGGUGUGGAGAGCAUCACGCAUAUUUCACCAGAAGCGAUGGUAUUCGUCAUGCUCGCCUUCGCUGGGAUUAUCGCCAUGCCCUUCUACUGCCUGGUCGCGGUGAUCUGGCUCGAGGUGGUCCUUCGACCUUGGGGCAGCAGUAGCGAUCCUGAUUCUUUCGAGACCCGGGCCGUCCUCAACGCUAUCUUUGCCGCGCUCUUCCUCGGCGCUGUCGUGCACUUCACCAUGGACACAGUGUCCCAGAUCGUCGUGAACGCCAUGGACACCAUCUUCUUCUGCUUCGCUGUGGAGACGCAGCACGGCGACGCAAAGCAGGAGAGAUUUGCUGGCCUCUACGACAACAUGAAGGCAACCAUCGCUCCUGGAGCCCUGCCGCAGGAUGCCGUGGUUGGCGUCCCUCCAUGCUCGCAGUCGAUACAGGUAAUGGUCCCGGAGGGUGCUGGUGAGGGCUUCGUGUUAAGGGUGCCUGCGCCCCAAGGCCACUCGAUUGAAGUGACUGUCCCGGCUGGCUUCGCGGCGGGCUCCGUCAUGACACUGACCGUGCCCAACGAUGCGUCGCAGCCACCCACCGUGCAUCCGCCCCUGUUGGUGCCCUGCGCACAGACCACGCGGGUGGUUGGCAGUCCACAGGCGGGUAAUGCGGUCACCAACAGCGCCGAUGAAGCGGAGGUGUGA
Molecule: messenger RNA, 2133 nt
Organism: Prorocentrum cordatum
Lineage: Eukaryota; Dinophyceae; Prorocentrales; Prorocentraceae
Source: the annotation of a GenBank genome assembly